Molecule: messenger RNA, 1617 nt
Organism: Penicillium olsonii
Lineage: Eukaryota; Fungi; Ascomycota; Eurotiomycetes; Eurotiales; Aspergillaceae
Source: the annotation of a GenBank genome assembly
AUGUCCGAGAAAUUUUCGCCGUCGCUUGACUCAAAAGAGGCAUCCGUCUCUAUCGUCCAGGAGUCGCCCAAAAAUCAGAAGAUCAAUGGAACUUCUGGAGUCCUAGCCGGGGGUGGCUCGGUCGAGCUUUACGCCCCAAUCGACGAAUAUGAAGGGAAGCAUCGAUAUGAUCCCACCGCAGAGUGGACAGAGAAGGAAGAGCAAGUCCUCGUCAGAAGACUCGACUACAGAAUUUGCUCUUGGGUGUGUCUGAUGUUUUUUGCGCUGCAGCUUGACCGUGGAAAUAUCUCACAGGCGCUCUCUGAUGGCAUGCUCGAUGACCUCGGCUUGUCGACCAACCAGUACAACUAUGGCAUGACGAUAUUCUACCUCUGUUUCUUGUGUGCCGAAGUACCAUCACAGAUGAUCUCGAAGAAGCUCGGUCCCGACAGGUGGAUCCCUAUACAGAUGGUUCUUUGGAGUGUUAUCGGUAUUUGCCAGGGCUUUGUCAGUGGUGAGCAAAGCUUCUAUGCUACCAGAGCGCUGCUGGGCCUGGUAGAGGGUGGCUUCAUUCCUGAUGCGCUUCUCUACCUGUCAUACUUUUACACCAACGCCGAGCUUCCCAUGCGAGUCGCCUUCUUCUACUGCGCGUCUAACGGAACUGCCAUCGUCGCCGCAUUCUUGGCUUUCGGUAUUCUUCAUAUGCGCACAGUGGGCGGCUGGGCCGGCUGGAGAUGGCUGUUCGUGCUGGAGGGUGCUUUGACUUGCAUCAUCGGUAUCAUAUCCUGGUUCUAUCUUCCUCCGAGCCCCACUGAGACCAAGAGCUGGUUCCGGGGUAAAGAUGGCUGGUUCACAGAGAGGGAGGAAGUGAUCAUGGUCAAUCGAGUGCUCCGAGAUGAUCCCGCCAAGGGAGGUAUGCACAACCGACAAGGCUUGACCUUGAAGCUUCUUUGGGAUGCUCUGAUGGACUAUGAUCUAUGGCCGAUGUACCUGAUCAGUUGGACAAUGCUGAUUCCCACCAAUCCCCCAACAGCCUACUUGACUCUCUUUUUGAAAUCACUUGGAUUCGAUACAUUCCAAGUCAAUCUCUUGACCAUUCCUGGAUAUGUGCUGUUUUUGAUUCAAUUGGUCUUCUGGUCUUGGGUGUCUGAAAAGAUCAACAAUCGCAUGGCGAUUGUCCUGUUCUACUCAUUGUGGUGUUUCCCUCUUUUGUUGGCCUUGGAACUUUUACCUUCCAGCGCAAGUGCAUGGAUCUGGUAUGCUCUCACUGUGCUAAUUAUCGGUUUCCCUUAUAUUCAUUCCAUCAACGUCAGCUUGAUUUCACGGAAUGCAGGCUCUGUGCGUACACGCACUGUGGGCAGUGCUGUAUACAACAUGAUCUGUCAAGCAGGAUCCAUUAUCGCGUCCAAUAUCUACCGAGAAGACGAUAAGCCAUACUACCGACGGGGUAACAAAAUCCUUCUUGCGCUUGUCGCAUGGAAUGUUGUUAUGACGGUCUUCAUAAAAUGCUACUACAUCCGCAGAAACAAGACCCGUGAACAGACUUGGGAUAGCAUGACCUCCGAACAAAAAGACGAAUACUUGACGUCGACCAAGGAUGAAGGCAACAAGAGGUUGGACUUCCGGUUUGCCCAUUGA